AUGGCAACACCGAGCGUAGAAAGGGAACAAACCGAUCAAGAAACGCCACGAACUGUUCCAGAAACGCAACGGGAUCUUGUGAGGCGACUACUUGGUGAAGUGUCGGAAAUGCGGAAAGAAAAUCAACAACUGCAAAGUGAAGUGGCAACGUUAAAGGCUAACGUCACGAAGAGACGGCUCUUUCGACAACCCAAAGAUAAUGAUCCUGAAUGCUCUGUAAGUUAUCUCUUUUCAUAAAUAUUAUAAAAACAUAUUUGCCUUUCAACCAGUAUAACUUACGGUCAAGUCGCCCGAAAGUUAUCUCGCCCGAAACCAGAGUUCUGAGGGUUAAGCUUAAGCUUGUGUCGUCCGAUCGCGAAAUUUCUAGUUAAGUCGCUCGAGAUUUUAUCAUGCUCAACAGCAUCCUAAAAUCUUUAUCACGCUAGUUUCGUUUCCUCAAGAUCAAAUCUUAAAGAACGAGACGUAUUACUCUGAACUCAUUUAAAAUGCUUGUUUCGAUUCACCAACGCUUUAAAGAACGUGAUACCGUACGUCAGUUAAAUCGUGUGCACGUGACGAGAAAACAUGUCCUAAUUGGGUGCAAACAUGACGGGUUUUGCCGCCAAACAUUCAAAUAUAGGUAGGCGGCUCUUCGCACGUGAACCUCUUGAUUUGUUUUUGCCCACCAAAAUAUCAUUCGCAAACUUUUAGAUGUUCAAAGAAUAAUUCUAAAAAGCAAGUGUGUUAUUUCUGAGCAGGAAAUAUUCCUGACAAUUGAGAAAAAUAACAGAUGAGAACGUGCUGAUCAAAACCAUAUAAACAACUUUUAACCUUGGCGUGACAGUUUGCUCUAACAGCUGUCAAACAUGUUAAUGUUUGGUGGCAAAACAUCAUCGUCAUGUCUGUCACCCUGACAUGUUCUGAAAAUAAGCCCCGGGGCUUACAUUUUUCAAAGGUCCUUUUUGAGGGGCUUAUUUGUGGAGGGGCUUAUAUUCGGAGGGGCUUAUGUACGGACGGCAAUUUGCAUUUAAAAAUCGAUUGGUUAGCCUUAUUCUAGGUAGGAAAUUUACCGUUUUUCUUUGAUUACUUUGCAUUUGAGGGCAAUUUUCAAGUACAAGCCCCCCGGGAGCUUAUAUUUGGGGGGGGCGAUUUAAUGGAGGGUUUUUUGCGUUACGAUUUUGAGGGGCAUAUAUUAGGAGGCGCUUAUAGAUGGAGGGGCUUAUUUUCGGAAUUUUGCAGUAUUACAAAUUUAUCCUUGCAUCAUUCCUCAAAGAACGAGAUAUAUUAUAAAUGCUAUUUCCUUGAAUAAUAGCCAGGCCCUUGGGGAGAUUAUAAUUUUUUUUGUGUCAAAAGGGGGCAAUUAUUUGAGGGAGGUGAUUAUUUCAAAUAUUGCUGACUGAAAGUCUAGCCCUAAAUGUUCUGUUUUAUUAUCCAUUAAUAAAAAAAAUAGUCACAUCAAAUAAACUGAACUGAAUUUGGUUCCUUGAUUAAUUUUCAAUGUUAAUAUAGUUGAUAUCAGAGUUGAGGCAUCACUGAUGAUCAUUUUUGCUGGAUCACACCCCACGUCAGCUUUGUUUGUUAUCCAAGGUGUCACUUUUUAACUUGAUAAGGAGAGUUAACAAAAAGAGAUGGCGAGAGGGGUGGGGACGAUUGUUCAAGGGAGGCAAUUAAUUGAGGGACAGCUAUUAUUCUAAGAAGUGCAGUAAUUAUCCCUCUUGUUUUCUCACUCUUUUGCUUAAAGAACAAAAUAUAUUACAUACACUCUUUACUAAAAAUUCUGUGUGACAUAAAUUAGCAUUUCGGACAACUUAACUACAAAUUUCAAGCGACAUAACUCUGGUUUCAGGUGGGAUGACUUUUGAGCAACUUGACUAGUUCUCAGCAGAGUCUGUUAGCCUGUGGGAGGGCUUGCAUUAGUGUUUGCUUUUUAUUCAGUGCUAUAUUUUAUACUUUUUUCAAGAACCAGAAAAAGUGUGGAAAAUAGAAAAAAGGCGGGAGCUUUUUUUGUUUUUGUUUUGUUUUUUCAAAGCUACAGUGAGUGCUUGAUAGGUGAAUUUUUUUUGCCGUAGUCAAAUCCUAUUCAAUUUCACCCUUAGCCAUGACAUUUAAUCUCAGAAUGAGAAGUUUCAUAAUUCUCUUACGUCUACAUUGCACCUUGUUUACCGUACGUUUGCAGUGCACCAUGAAAAAAGCUUGGUUCCUGCGGUUUUCAAGGUCUUCAUUGUCACCUAUUUGGUGCCUUGAAGUCUGGAAAAAUGAACUAUUAUUUUUGGAAAAAGUCUUGAAAAAGUCUUGAAUUUAGGAUCCAAGAAUCUGUACUGACACUGCUGAUGUGUGGACUUGCUGCUGAUGGUCGUUGCUUGUAUACAUGUAUACAUUCUUGAAUUUAAACAAGAUGCUUAGACUGAUGUGCUAUAGAUGUUAAAUUAGUUUUAAUCAGUCUAUAACGUGUUGUGAUUUGAGUUUUGUUAUAUUAAAAGCAUAUAUUUUGUAUUUCCCUUUUUUCUUGUUUAUUACAAAAUGGAAGAAUGCCAUCCGCAAAGUUUAUCAAGAAUUUAAAAAGGAUCAACAAGAGAAUGAGGAAAACCAGCAAGUAUUUGAUUUGAGUGCAAGGUAAAUCAUUUUCUGAACUCUGUAUGUAUAUAGUUAUGUGAUUUUUGCAAAAAAGAGAAUACAAAUUGACCACUGGCAACACACCACCCUGCAAUAUUCCCUGCAGAAACUGCAAUAUUCAGGAGUUGAAACCAUUCAAGAAAUCCAAUUGCAGUGUAGAGGGAACGAAAGCAACCAUGGCAGCAAUGCCUACAAAAAUGCAACUCAAAAAACCAACUUCACUUAAUACUAUUCCACUGUUAUCCCCAAUACUGAGCUCAAUGUGCAUUUUGUGGCAAAUAAGAAUUUAAAAUUUUACUCAAGGAUUUGAAGUGUUAAGUGGCUUUAUGGUUUUUUUUUAAGGUUUUAAUACCUCCCAAGCUUGUGCAUAGACUACUGGAAAAACUAUUACCACAACUGUAUUGCACUGGACGAAAAAACGGAUUUGCCUAAGUUUGCUAGUUGAGCAAAUCUAUUGUAAAUUUAGGGUACUAAUGUUGCUACUUAUUUGUUCUUGGUGCAAAUUUUGUUCGAAAGUGAAAGUUUACUUUUCUGCAAGGGUGGCGUAAAUGUGGAGUAAAUAUCAAGUUUACAGAUAUUUUGUUUCACUUUUGCUCCCCAUAGUAAAUUUGGUGUUUAGAUUCAAAUUUGCCGCCAUUUUGUUCUCUGUGUAAAAAUCGAACGUCAAAAAUGAAUGUUUGCUUGAUAUUUUCUGGCAUAGCAAAGUUACUGUGUAAAUUUAUGGUUAUUAGAGGCGUAAAUUUAAGCAAAAUAUGAUCAAAGAACUAUCUUUACGACCACUUUAACCAACGUUUGCACAUUUACCAAACUUCACAGCGUUAUUUCACGCAAGUUUUGAUUUUCCAUUGCCUCGUUUCAAUCACCAUCACAUUCUUCUCAAAGUUUAUCAUAUUACUUGCUGCAGCUGGUUAUUUCGGGUAAGGCCAUCCCCUCUUUUUUUUCGUUUAGCGUCGAAUACGUUUCCUGAUAUUGGGUCGGUGGCUCGAAAAAUUGCGCAAGAAGUCUCGGAAUAGGAGGCCCUGACGUAAAACGUUACCAUUUACAAUCUGGGUGAACAAAAUGCACAAUAUGUGAAAGGUUUGAACCCAGGAGUCGCUUCAAUAGUAGAUUGCAGAGUUUCAUCGUCCGGGUGAAUGUAGUCCUGAAUGCACUCCGUCGCAAGAUCAGCCGCCAUGUUUGUUAUUUCCCAGGCUUCUACGUGACUUCGGCACUUCAGGGCGGAAAAACGUUCUGCGCAAGCUUCUGCGCAUCCCUUAUUGCAGGCUCAAGGCGGGCUUUUCUGUGUGUUGAUUGUGUUCGUUUGUUGCUGGAGUUCUGAGUGAACUGCACGAGGUGCGAACGUUUGCUCCCUCUAAAGCAUUUUUAUUUGACAUGUUUGCUUUUUUUUCGUCGCUUGAAAAUUACUUUGGAUUCAGAACAACCAAUGUUAAAGGAAAAACGGAUCAUUCCGUCAGUCUGAGGUGGAAUAAAGGGUUUUGAACAUUUCUUAAGAGGCGAGUAUUUUUCUGAUUGUGCAUCCGAUUAAUUUAUGAGUUGAUCUCGCCGGGUUGAAUUAAAACCCGCUUGUAUUCUGUUAUUAGUAGUUACGGUUACUUUUUUUACACGCCCAGAUUUAUUACCUUUGCAGAACCAGCUUUAUCUUUGUCGUCAGUCAAAGAACCAUAUUGCUGUUAUAACGCAUCAGAGUGAACAAACUUGUGCGCUUAUUAAACUUUCUCGGAAAUAGAAGGCCAGCAAGCUUGCUCAGGAUUAUUUUUCUGUUGCUCAAGUAAUAGUAGUCAGAGUUUUUUCAUUUUCCAUUACAUUGUUUUGUUUUCUAGUGCACUGUAAAAGUUUCUGUUCUUUAUAAGAAUAACUUCCUGUACGCAAAUUGUCCUUUUCACUCGCUGUGAAGUAGAGAACGACAACUGCCGGCAGUGACUUCAAAACAAUUGACUCUUUUCCCGUAAACAACGGCUGCAGCUAAAUUUGAGCAAAACAAACCCUUAUAUGCAAUUUUCUGUAUUUUCUAAUGAUCGGCUGAGUUUAAUUUGCUUCAACGAAGACCCUCGCAUGGACCAGUUAAGCUUAAAAUAGCUAAAUGGUGAAUCAUGGCUUGGCUGCCAAGUUGCAACUCAUCUUUUGCUUUUAAGAUCUUAAGGUAGGUUGUUUUCGUACAGAAAAUUCAUUUCUUCAUUGUCAGCAAGAAGUUUUUGCAACAAUGUAACUUUAACUUUGUUUGAACGAAAUCCUACUUACGCGUAGGUUUUUGACAGAUGUUAUGCGUGUUCAACUUGACAACACAAAGCAAAAUUUAUAUAUCUCGAUAUCUGCGCGAAAUGAGCAAGUUUAAAAAACUAUAGUUGCUUUAAAACCGAUUUUUGGGAAGAUUUUACUAGAUAAAGAUUGACCUUUUUUCUGCCCACAUAAAGGCAACGCAAUAACUUUUACAUUGAGGAUUUUGUUUAUACUUUAGUGAUCUGCGAAACUACGAGUAUCCGAUCGAGCGAGGGUUUUAAAAUAUCAGCUCGAGUGCGACAAAGUUCAGUGACUUCAAACACAUUGUGGGCAAGCGUUAAUUUUUUUGGGCAAAUCACUGUCCAAAGAUAUGUUGUUUUUGUGUCCACAGUGGAGCUCCGGACCUUAUAUAUCCAGGAUCUUCCUUAUAUGAGCACAUUUUGUGAAUGCAUCUCGAAAAAAAUCGGACACACGCAUGCACAUUUCCAGUAGAACGCAACGAAAUCAAUGUCGUUAAAGUCCGUUUUACUAUGAGGUGUUCUUCGAGAAAAUUUACUAACGACAAGGUUAUAACCACAGCUUGCAACUUUUGAAGACAAAUUGCCUGUUCUUUCCAGGUUAUGAGUGGAAACAUUUUAUUUUUAGGCAAUAAAAUAUUUGAAAUCCCGCCAUUUUUUCAAACCCGGCCGGGGGAUCUGGGCAAAAAAGUUCGCGCAUGCUCAUUACGUUUUUCCGCCCUGAACUUCGGCACAUGCGCGAUUCGAUUUACAUUGUCACGUGCGGCUUUUGAACCAAUAGAAUAGUGUAAAAUAAACUUUCGUUGAACAGUUCAAAUUCACGCGGACUUCACAAGCGAUACAGCGUUGCAAAACGAGUAGUUUUGUUAUUUUCGGAUAAUAGAAAGCCUGUCUUUCUAUUCAGCUGUUCUAUUACGAUUUAUACCUUUGUUAUUUUCGAGAGACAGUGAUCAGUUGCGAUAUUCUUCACAUAUAUAAAGCCUGUUUCCAAGUCAUCAACUCAGCUGGAUUGCAGAAAGGUAUGUUCUUCUUGAUAUCGUGGUUCGUUUACUUACUUUGGUUUUCUAAUAACUUUGCGUAAGCUUAAAACCUCAAAGAUAAAUCUUAAAAUUUAAGAUGCAUGCACAGAUAUGCCAUUGAUUGAUUCCUUUUUGUUUACUGCAGAAAUAACUGUACUCUUUGUUGCGCAUCGUCUUCAUUAAUGGAAUAAUCUUAAGUAGCCAGAUCUUGAGCUGUGCAGGCAAACAUUUCUUUUACACCAACAUAAGUCGGUGAUGUGACCUUAGCAUGCCCAUAAUUCAGUAAUUUGGCUUGUUGUACAGCUGAGUUAAUAUGUUAGAUCUUUGUCAUGGGGUUACUGUACUUUUCAGGUGACAGCACUUGACAAAGCAGUGAUCACUAUAAUUUAUUAUUUAAUAUUCUACUGCAUUUCAAAUGACAAAUGAUUAAUUUUUCCUUUUAAAAUUUUUACAGUAAAAAACUCUUGUUUUACAUCUAUACAUAAUUAUGGUUCAGUGAUAUUCUGAAAUCUUAAUUUGGUUCAUUUUGCAAGUGACGGCAUAAGUUUGCCAGAUCUUGAAGCAUAUGUGUCAUUCUGAGUGACCAUUAUAUUGUAUUAUUGUUCCACAUUUAAAUGACAAAUGAUUCCUACGUUCAUAAAUUGUACCAUCCAAAGCUCUUAUGGUUUAUACAUAUGGUUCAGUGAUACUGUGAGAUCUUAAUUUUGGUUCAUUUUGCGAGUGACGGCACUUGCCAGAUCUUGAAGCCUACAGUAUGUGUCAUUCUGAGUGACCACUGUAUUAUUAUUCCACAUUUAAAUGACAAGUGAUUCUUAUUUCAUAAAUUGUACCAUCCAAAACUCUUAUGGUUUAUACAUAUGGUUCAGUGAUAUUGUGAGAUCUUAAUUUUUUUUCAUUUUGUGAGUGACCGCACUUGCCAGAUCUUGAAGCCUAUGUGUCCCUCUGAGUGACCACCGUAUUAUUGUUCCACAUUUAAAUGGCAAUUGAUUCUUCUUUCAUAAAUUGUACCAUCCAAAACUCUUAUGGUUUAUACAUAUAGUUUAGUGAUAUUGUGAGAUCUUAAUUUUGGUUCAUUUUGCGAGUGAUGGCAUAUGCCAGAUCUUGAAGCCUAUGUGUCAUUCUGAGUGACCACCGUAUUAUUGUUCCACAUUUAAAUGACAAGUGAUUCUUCUUUCAUAAAUUGUACCAUCCAAAACUCUUAUGGUUUAUACAUAUGGUUCAGUGAUAUUGUGAGAUCUUAAUUUUGGUUCAUUUUGCGAGUGACGGCGUAUGCCAGAUCUUGAAGCCUAUGUGUCAUUCUGAGUGACCACCGUAUUAUUGUUCCACAUUUAAAUGACAAGUGAUUCUUCUUUCAUAAAUUGUACCAUCCAAAACUCUUAUGGUUUAUACAUAUGGUUCAGUGAUAUUGUGAGAUCUUAAUUUUGGUUCAUUUUGCGAGUGACGGUGUAUGCCAGAUCUUGAAGCCUACAGUAUGUGUCCUUCUGAGUGACCACCAUAUUAUUGUUCCACAUUUAAAUGACAAGUGAUUCUUCUUUCAUAAAUUGUACCAUCCAAAACUCUUAUGGUUUACACAUAUGGUUCAGUGAUAUUGUGAGAUCUUAAUUUUGGUUCAUUUUGCGAGUGAAGCCUAUGUGUCAUUCUGAGUGACCACCGUAUUAUUGUUCCACAUUUAAAUGACAAGUGAUUCUUCUUUCAUAAAUUGUACCAUCCAAAACUCUUAUGGUUUACACAUAUGGUUCAGUGAUAUUGUGAGAUCUUAAUUUUGGUUCAUUUUGCGAGUGACGGCGUAUGCCAGAUCUUGAAGCCUAUGUGUCAUUCUGAGUGACCACCGUAUUAUUGUUCCACAUUUAAAUGACAAGUGAUUCUUCUUUCAUAAAUUGUACCAUCCAAAACUCUUAUGCUUUAUAAAUAUGGUUCAGUGAUAUUGUGAGAUCUUAAUUUUGGCUCAUUUUGCGAGUGACGGCGUAUGCCAGAUCUUGAAGCCUAUGUGUCAUUCUGAGUGACCACCGUAUUAUUGUUCCACAUUUAAAUGACAAGUGAUUCUUCUUUCAUAAAUUGUACCAUCCAAAACUCUUAUGCUUUAUAAAUAUGGUUCAGUGAUAUUGUGAGAUCUUAAUUUUGGCUCAUUUUGCGAAUGACAGCACUUGCCAGAUUGUGAAGCAUAAGUGUCCUUCUGAGUGACCACCGUAUUAUUGUUCCACAUUUAAAUGACAAUUGAUUCUUCUUUCAUAAAUUGUACCAUCCAAAACUCUUAUGGUUUAUACAUAUGGUUCAGUGAUAUUGUGAGAUCUCAAUUUUGGUUCAUUUUGCGAGUGACGGUGUAUGCCAGAUCUUGAAGCCUACAGUAUGUGUCCUUCUGAGUGACCACCGUAUUAUUGUUCCACAUUUAAAUGACAAUUGAUUCUUCUUUCAUAAAUUGUACCAUCCAAAACUCUUAUGGUUUAUACAUAUGGUUCAGUGAUAUUGUGAGAUCUUAAUUUUGGUUCAUUUUGCGAGUGAAGCCUAUGUGUCAUUCUGAGUGACCACUGUAUUAUUGUUCCACAUUUAAAUGACAAGUGAUUCUUCUUUCAUAAAUAUUGUACCAUCCAAAACUCUUAUGCUUUAUAAAUAUGGUUCAGUGAUAUUGUGAGAUCUUAAUUUUGGCUCAUUUUGCGAAUGACGGCACUUGCCAGAUCGUGAAGCAUAAGUGUCAUUCCAAGUGACCACUGUAUUACUGUUCCACAUUUUAGAUGACAAUACCUCAUUAUUUAUACCUUUUGUACAGCUCAAUGAUGUUGAGGGAUCUUUGUUAAUUCAUUUUGCGAGUAAAUGCUUUGGCUUUAUCAUGCCAAAUAACCACAAUUAAUUAAUUAUUGUUCUAAGCAACAUGUGGGUUGCCUUAAUGUUACGUUUCUCAGGUUCUGACCAGUUUUACGGUUUAUGUGUACAGUUGAGUCAUGGCUGUGCUCUGUUAGAGCCUGGUGACCUGUGGGACACUAUCAGUUCUGCUCUUGAAUGACAGGGGAAUUAAUUUAUUUCAGUUUUUAUUUACACUUAAAAGAGUCUUAAUGAAACAAAUGCAGAUUCAACAGAAAGAAGCAUUUCUGCUCUCUACUUUAACACCUGUUCCAAAAAACAUAUUAUAUAUUAAAUGAAAAAGUUAGUAGGAAUAAAAUGCAGAGAGAAAUUUUUCUCACAAAUAUCCUCAAACUGUUCCUUUGAUUAAGAGAGUGUUUUCAGCUUUUAGCAUCGUGUCAUUGUUCUGCAACCCAAUCAUUUACACUGAGUAUGAGCAGUAUAUGCUUGUUUACCAACUGUGGGUUACUUGUUGGCUGCUAAAUCAUGGCUCUUCAUUUUUCUUUCAGAAGGGCCAAUAUGCUCUGAGGGAGUCAACUAGCAUCAGUUAGUCAGACAAGGACAAGUACCUUGCAUGUAUGUCCGUUGCAUAUAAUUAUGUCAUCAGAGGAGUCUUUGUCUGAAACAGCUGUUUCAGAGUGGCAUGAAGGUAAUUCUUCAGGUUCAGAUGAGGACCUCCCAAACAGGGAAAAUCUCUGUGUAAGGCCACUUUCCUGGCAGAGCAUUGAGGUUAAUGGUUUAAUGGCCCAGUUGGACCGCAAAGUUGCAUGGUGUCAAAGCCAAUGAAGUGAAAAUUUGCCAUCUUUGCAGAGCUGUCCUUGUUAGUUUGCACCGAAUCCCUCUGUAACUUGGCAACUUUACUGAAUUUUAAAAACCUUCCAUCUAGUAGCCUGUAAAUGCAGCGGUAUUUUCAGUCGUUGUGUCCAUUCACCCAACAUAUGUAAUUGGAGAUACAUCUGCAUCCACUUUCCGCAGUGAUGACAGAUCCUAGGGCUACCCUAAGCGCUGCCUUAAAUAGUGCCACUCCGAGGACUAAAUCUAGCCAAUACACCCCAUAGUAGAGUAAUUACUGGACUCCAAAUGCCAUGAUCCUAUUUUGUUCUUGGCAUAUUUUAUGAAAAAAGAGUGCAGUUAUGUUUUAUGCACAAAAAAAAAAUACCGUGUGUGAUAACAGUUUUUUGAUAAGCAUGGCUUAAAUUUUAAUCACCUGCAUGCCAAUAACAAUAAUGAUGAUGAUGAAUUAAAGAGCUUUCAUAGUGUAUAGAUUGUGUUUGGAUAAUUUGGAUAUUUAAUCAGUCCAAUACUGCAAGCAAAACAGCUGAUCAUGUGAAUCAGAAAAAAAUUGCUCAAAUUUUUAGCAAAUAAUUUGAUUUUAGUUAAAAAAAAUAAAUGUAAUAAAUUAUUUAUGGUCACAUAAUAAUACAAGAAUUUCACCAAAUCAUAUUAUUUACAGUGAUAUAAUAAUAAUAAUAAUAAUAAUAAUAAUACAAGUAUUUAACCAAAUCAGUGGAUAUUAGAUUUGUUUUCAUAACUUGAAAAGCUUUUGGCUACCUAUAGGAUGAGAGUAAAAUUGGGGGUGUCAUUUCGUGCUAGUUUUAGAAGUUUAGCAGUAAAUGAAGCACUGGUAAAAUAAAAUACAUGUACAUGCUAAAAAGGUGACAAAAUUAACCUUAUAAGUGUUUACUGCUGGGUAAAAAUAUAUCAAAGUCGUACCCAAAUCAUAGAAAUGCACAGAGCUUUCGCAUAGUAACUCGUUUUAUUUACAAGAAAUAUUUUUAUAUAUAACUGAUUUGGUUAAAGAUGAUUCAUACAGAUGUAUCUCCCCUUGGGGUAAGUGAAUAGCACUAGGUACACUAUAUAAUAUUAUUCACUGCCCAUUUUGGGUAGUGGAUAAUAUUUAUCAGAUGAAAACAAGUUCUUAUAAAUAAUAAUUAGAGGAAUAUCGCUUAUCAUAAUAAUUUGAGGCUAAUUUUAUUUCCAGUGGUUGAUGUUCUGUCCAUUAGUAAGGAUGUCACAUCUACACUGGGAGUGAUGUGUACGUGUUGUCAUCGUACAACCAUUUGCCAAUAGUAUCAAUUGAAUCUAGAAAGAGUAUAUUUGAAGUAUACCACUCAAAUGGAGUUACGUUUUACCUGUACCAACCUUAGAUAAUUAUGAACCAGCUGGUGUUGACUUGCACUUUCAAACCCAAUGUACAUUCUUACACACUUAUGAAUUUAGAUAGUUUCACAUUGUAUGUGCUUUUUAUUUAAAGGCAUAUAUUUUGUGGUACAUGCAGUGCCCUGCAGAGGCCAAUGGAACUUUCUUUUAAUUUAUCUUUCUUUUUAUUGUACAGUGUAUAUUAAAGAUAAUAAAGUCAUUUUAUUCUUUAAAUUUUGUUUGGUGUCUAAAUUGUUUGUCAGUCAUUUAUGGUAUGGUAUUUUAAUCAACUUUGUUUACCUUACUUAAAGUAUGGAAAACUGCUAUCAUGGCAAUAUUUGCCAUCCUGAACAAAGACACAGAAGAACUGAUAUUUUGAUCAACUUUGCUACAAUGGGGAAAAGUAUUGGAAACUACUGUUUUGAUCAUAUCUGCCAUCCCGAGCAAAAUUGAGAAUAAAGUGGUAUUUGGCCAAAUUUGCUACCCUGAGCAAAACAGUGGCAAACGCCUAUUUUGAUCAUAUUUGCCACACUGAGCAAAGAUACGGAAGAAGUGAUAAUUUGACCUCAUUUACUACACAUGGCGAUACACAAAUAAAGUGAAUUUUUGCUCAGAUUUACUAUCCUGGGCAAAACUGUUGAAAAAUGAGUUUUGGUCACUUUUGCUACAUUGAGCAAAAAUGUGGCAAAUUACUACUUUGACCGAAUUUGCUAUAGAGAGCAAAAGCAUUCAAAAAUUCAUCUUCGAUCGCUUUUGCCCAUUUGGGCAAAAACCUGACAAAUGUCAGUUUUGCUAUCAAGUUUGACACCCCUGUAAAUGCUUUGAUAAAGUAAAGGUUAUCCUUGUUUUUACACACGGGGCAAAUUUGAGGCAAAUUCGGCAUUUACCACCUUUGCCACUAAUGCAAAAUUAUGGCAAAGUUGGUCCUGUGUCAUGUGGCAAAAUUGAGCAAAAUUAAGCAAAUGUGGCAUUUGCAGAUGAUUUGCUCCAAAUUUGCUAUAGAGGUAAAUCCGUUUUUUCGUCCAGUGUUGAGAGUGGGGGGGGGGGCUUAUUUGAUUUAGCGAAACGCAUCACCAGUAGCAAAAAUACCAUAGUAAGAGACAGAGUAGACUUAAGUGUUGUACAAGUCACUGUCAACAGUAUUUAAUUUACUUGUGGGAGAGAGCAUGAAGUUGAAGGUCACGCCCGCAGCCCAAGGCCAAAGACAAUAUGAACUUCCACAAUAAGGAUGGAGGGGAAGGGGGCCUUAUUAACUUUUCUCCUCUGAAAAGGGGAGGCUUAUUACAGAGGGGGGCCUUAAUAGAGGAUCGGUAAUUAACGAUAAACCUUUUGUUAAUCUAACAUAUAACAUAAAAGAGUGAAAAAACAAUCGCUCAUUGUCUUCAAAACUUGCAUACCUUUCCACCCAUGCUAAUGGUGGGAACAGGUGACAAGAAAAAGUUUCAACCCCGUGAAAUGAUCUUUCAAGUCACGCAAAGACCAGGCUUUUUAGCUUUUAAAAAUAUACCAUAUUUCAAUAGCAUGACAUAGCCCCACUACAAUUCAUCUGUUUUUGCCCAUUUUAAUUUGCUUACCGACUUAUGAUAGGACAGAGUAUACAAAGCAAAGUAUAUUUUGUAGGUUGUGUAAUUAGACGUCAUGCGUCAUUUCGCACACUGAUGGGAGAGUUAAACAAAUUUGUUACUGCUAUUCAGAUUUGGUUUUGUUAAUCGUUUUCUUGUAUCGUGUUUUAGCUUCGACAGCCCAGGAAAUCAGGAUGUGGCCAAGAGGGUUUUAUGUGAAGUGCGAUCACUUUACGGCAAAGGCAAGUGGAAGAAGGCUGUCAUUAGAGGUGAGCAUAUUUCCUUGAUAUUCAAGAGCUGUUAGUUGUGGUGAGCGUGGCAUAUCGAGUCAAAACUCUUUGCAAUUUUUACAGAUGCCGUUCGUAAACACUGGAGAUCUAUUCGAGACGACGAGACAAGAAAAGCCAAAGGAAAAUUUGAGGAGCACCGGCGACAAGCAAAGCGUAGCAAUCGUUUAAAGAGGGUGAGUAUAAGAACCUACUUAAACCUCGACCAAACGUUUAACCGGAUGGAAUAGACACAAAUUUCCCGUUAAGUUACUACAUUGCACAUAUGUAUUUUGUAGUAAACGUUACACCAAUUGACCACACUGCAGCUGUGCGUCGAUUAAACGUGAACGGUUUAAAGAGUAAGAUAUUUUUCUCUCUCAUCAUUUGUCUAGAAACUUUCAAGACGCCUCUCCAGUCUUGAAAAUAACACUGCCCUUUCAGAAGGGGACAAGGUCAAGGCCAGGGAGAUUUUGUCAUCCCCUUAUGCGGUGGACUAUAUGUCGUCAGAGGAAAGUGAUCCGGGGGAUACGACAGAGGAACGAUCAAGAGGCCCCAAGCCAAGAAAGAUCAAAAAGCUGUCGUGGGAACGAAGCAAACUAAAAAACAUCAAAGAAAUACUGGACGAAUGUUAUUUGUCAGGGCUUAAUGCUAAGCAGCGUAGGACCAGCGCGCGUGUAAGCAGAUGCGAAGAAGUGUCUCCACGGCCUUGCCCUGUUGAUGGCCCUCGUUGGGCAGUUCGCAGUCAGUGA
Porites lobata is the source of this 13399-nucleotide messenger RNA. Lineage: Eukaryota; Metazoa; Cnidaria; Anthozoa; Scleractinia; Poritidae. The record is from the annotation of a GenBank genome assembly.